UCUCCAUGUCUAUCUCAUUCCCUCCUAUAAUCUGUCUGUCUCUCCCCCCAUUUCUCUCCAUCUCCAAUUUUCCUCCCUUCCCACCAGGAGAAAAGUAAGGGCACCAACAACAACAAACCAACCAGAAAGACUUGUUACCUCUAUCGUUAACCCAAAAAAAAAUAAAGAAAAGAAAAGAAUUACCCCACCAUCCCCGCCGGCAACGCAGCCGAUAUCUCUUCCACUUCCUUUCCUCUUCAAAAACAUUUAAUAUCAUGUCACCCACAUCAACAACAACAACUAAAAAAACAACACCCAUCAACAUCCCAAGAAUUGCUUCUAACGGCACCACCACCACCCAAGCUUGCGCUGCCUGUAAAUACCAGCGAAGAAAGUGUGCUCCCGACUGCAUUCUUGCUCCUUAUUUCCCUCACGACCGCCAACAGCAGUUCCUCAACGCUCAUAAAUUGUUUGGCGUUAGCAACAUCACCAAGAUCAUCAGAAACCUCGACCCUCCUGAGAAGGACGCCGCCAUGCGCACCAUUAUUAUUCAGUCUGAUGUCCGUGCCAAAGAUCCCGUAGGCGGUUGCUGUCGGAUCAUACGCGACCUUCACCAUCAGAUUUUGUACACCAAGACCGAACUCGAUAUGGUUCUUCAUCAACUCGCAAUUUGCCGAGCACAAGUCCAACAACAACAACAACAUUUGCAGAUGCAAGAAACCCACGAAACCCUUGCCUGCGACAUUGUCAACCCAGAUCCUUUCGCCUCUUACAAUUCCAUGUCUUACAAUGAUUAUCUUCAACCUCAUGACCAAGACCAACAAUACGUUGUGGACGAUCAGCACCAAUUGCAGCAAGAUGUCAAUGCAUGGGCCUUGCAAGAUUCAACAUUGUUGUCAUCAUCCUCAUCAUCUGGGAAUAUUGUGAAGCAUAAUCUGGUUAGCGAAUGCGAUGAACAUGCAGAGCCGGUUGUUGAAGUGGUGGGUAGUGAGAGACAUGAGCAUAUCAAGUUUGAGCCUGAAGAGUUAGUGGAAACGAGAUUCGUAGCAUCAACCCAGUUGCUUAUAUCGUCCUAGACUAUUAAUUUAAUUUGCGGCAAAAAACAGGGGAGAAGAUAUUCCAACGUGGGUUGACGAAUAGUCCCUCCCUUUGGUUUAA
This is a messenger RNA of Carica papaya (papaya), 1137 nucleotides long. It is a transcript of the gene LBD22, whose product is annotated as LOB domain-containing protein 22. NCBI's taxonomy places the organism in Eukaryota, Viridiplantae, Streptophyta, Magnoliopsida, Brassicales, Caricaceae. The record is from RefSeq and is a predicted model, not a curated record.